GUGAUUCGCCUAUUCGUUUUCUAUGAUUCUCUUCCACGUCUCUCCCGUCGUUUUGUAAACUUCAUCUAGAAUUCACUCCCGGUUUAUAUCGAAGUCUUUCAUAUCUGCUCAUGUUCAAAAGCUCCAGCUGAGGAAUCAUGCUUACCAGCGAUUUUCUGUAAAAUUUGAAGAAUUCGGUCAUUUUUUUGUGAUGGGUGCCGCAUCUGCCAGAUACCCAUUCGGAUUCACCGUUCACUCCAACCGGAAAGUGCACAGCUCAAGUUCCGAGUUUCCUCUUAAUGUGGACGUUUCAAGAAUUAGUCUGUGCCCAAGCUUUGUGUCCUUCACCGCUUCAAAGGGUUUUGUAGACCGUAUAUGUGCACGUCCUAAUAUUGAUGAUUUCAGCUGGGAGAAAGUGCCAACACCCAUGCUUGAUGCAAUUGAUAAUCCUCUUUGUUUGAAGAACUUAUCUCUUAAGGAACUCAAGCAACUGGCUGGUGAAAUCCGUUUGGAAUUGUCUUUGAUGAUGUCAGAUGCACACAUUUCAUUUGAAGACAGUCUGGCAGUGGUGGAACUGACCAUUGCAAUACACCGUGUUUUUCAUGCUCCAGUGGACAGGAUCUUGUGGGAUGUUGGACAACAAACAUAUAUACAUAAGAUUCUUACUGGAAGGAGAUCCCUCAUGAAGACAGUGAGACAAAAGAAUGGCCUUUCUGCAUUUACAUCCCGAUCCGAGAGUGAAUAUGACGCAUUUGGUGCAGGUCAUGGAUGCAACAGCAUUUCUGCUGGACUUGGCAUGGCAGUCGCACGAGAUGUGAAGGGGAGGCGAGAACGUGUAGUUGCAGUUAUCAGCAAUUGGACAACUAUGGCAGGUCAGGUCUAUGAAGCCAUGAGCAAUGCAGGAUAUUUGGACUCAAAUAUGGUUGUGAUUCUGAAUGACUGCCGUCACUCUUUACAUCCAAAAGUUGAGGAGGGCCCAAAGGCGUCAAUCAAUGCAUUAUCUGGUACCCUAAGCAGGAUCCAGUCCAGUAAAUCCUUCCGAAGGUUUAGAGAAGCUGCUAAAGGUGUUACCAAGCGAAUUGGUGGAGGUAUGCAUGAACUGGCAGCUAAAGUUGAUGAAUUUGCACGUGGUAUGAUGGGUCCUCGUGGGUCCACUCUUUUUGAGGAGCUUGGAUUGUACUACAUUGGCCCUGUGGAUGGGCACAACAUUGAGGAGCUAAUUUGUGUUCUAGAAGAAGUAGCAUCUCUUGAUUCAAUGGGCCCUGUCCUGAUUCAUGUAAUAACUGGUGAAAACCAAGGAGUAGAAAAUAAUCAGAGCAAUGUAGCAGAUAGGCAGCCGGAUGGUUCUAGCAACUUUGAUUCAUUUCAUCAACCUAGUCGACCUCGGACAUAUAGUGAUUGCUUGGCGGAAACUUUGGUCAUGGAAGCAGAGAAAGAUAAAGAUAUUGUGGUAGUUCAUGCAGGAAAUAUGAUGGAACGGUCAUUUCAACUGUUUCAAGAAAAAAUGCCAGACACGUUUUUUGAUGUGGGUAUGGCUGAGCAACAUGCGGUUACAUUUGCAUCUGGUCUGGCAUGUGGGGGAUUGAAGCCGUUUUGCAUAAUACCUUCUUCCUUUCUUCAGAGAGCUUAUGACCAGGUGAUCCAUGAUGUUGAUCAACAGAAAAUUCCAGUACGUUUUGUCAUUUCAAGUGCAGGAUUGGUGGGUUCUGAUGGUCCCCUCCAUUGUGGAGCAUUUGAUAUAACGUUCAUGUCAUGCUUGCCAAAUAUGAUAGUCAUGGCACCAUCUGAUGAGAUUGAGCUUGUGCACAUGGUGGCUACUGCCAGUCAUGUCAAUGAUCGGCCUAUUUGCUUCCGGUAUCCCAGAGGUGCUUUAGUUAGCAGCAACUAUACUGCAUGCAAUGGGGUUCCCAUGGAGAUUGGAAAAGGGAGAGUUCUUGUUGAAGGAAGAGAAGUUGCUCUACUGGGAUAUGGAUCAAUGGUUGGGAACUGCCUAAAAGCUUACACACUUCUUUCAAAGCUAGGGAUCGAGGUCACAGUUGCUGAUGCAAGGUUCUGCAAGCCCCUGGACAUCAAUCUUCUCAGGCAGCUUUGUAAAAACCAUUCGUUCCUGAUUACUGUUGAGGAAGGAUCUAUUGGAGGAUUUGGUUCUCAUGUUGCUCAAUUUUUUGCUCUUGAUGGACAGCUUGAUGGGAAAAUUAAGUGGCGACCUAUUGUCUUACCGGACAAUUACAUAGAACAGGCAUCACCAGAUGAGCAACUUGAUCAGGCAGGACUGAGUGGACACCACAUUGCUGCCACAGCUUUGAGUUUGCUGGGCCGUACCCGGGAAGCCCUUCAUUUUAUGUAUUCAUGACUGCUAUCUUCCAUGUUCAGUAUGAGAUGCUGAAGGGAAGUUGAUGGAUUAAUGGAGUUCAAUCUUGAAGGCCUUACAUAGUUGAUUUACUGAUCCAUUGAUUUUUGUAUAUAAAUAGUUUACAUGAGAUAUCUGUGUUGAUUGUACAGUACUAAUGCUAGAAUGAAAUAGAUCAGUUCGUUAUAUACACAAUGGAGGUUGCUCCAUCACAAUGCAUCUUCUGCCA
Molecule: messenger RNA, 2558 nt
Organism: Neltuma alba
Lineage: Eukaryota; Viridiplantae; Streptophyta; Magnoliopsida; Fabales; Fabaceae
Product: probable 1-deoxy-D-xylulose-5-phosphate synthase, chloroplastic
Exons: 10
Coding region: 191-2332 (713 amino acids)
Biological process (GO): terpenoid biosynthetic process
Molecular function (GO): 1-deoxy-D-xylulose-5-phosphate synthase activity
Source: RefSeq, a predicted model, not a curated record